AUUAAAUAUUAAACAAAACUCUCUUCUAUCUCGCAAUAACAACUCGUGAAAGUGAAAAUACCCUUUUAACUGUUUUGAUGCAAUUACUGAACUUCGUUCCAAAUUUCAAACUUGAUUACAACACUCACUCAUGCUUCGAUUUCUCUCCAAUGGGUCAAAUCUUUUUCAGCAGCUUACAUUCAUCCCUACUAUCUUAAAAUCGUUGCCAGUUUUCACGCCUGCCACCUAUUCGACAAAUGUCCCAGCCGAAAAUGAGGUUAAAUUACAAAAAUCAAGAGAUAAAUGGAAGGAUGCCACUGAAGUUUUAAGUAAAUGGGGUUGUGGUGGAGACGAUAUGAAGAGAAUAUUUACCCGUUGCCCCGCAUUGCGCUAUGCCGAUCCUUCUCAGAUUCAAUCAAAACUCUGCUUGCUUAGUGACUUGGGUUUAGGGUCAUCUGAGCUAGUGAAGAUUAUCAAUUGCAGGCCUCGGUUUUUCAGGACGCGGAUUAACCAUAAGUUCGGAGAGAGGCUUGACUCUCUUAUGUCAUUGUUUGAGUCAAAGGAAAUGCUUCACAAGGCCAUUGUAAGAAACCCUUCAUUGUUAUGUGAAAAUAGCUAUGACAUCGAAGGUAUUGUUGCACAAUAUGAAAAGUUAGGUGUGCCGAAAAGGGACUUUGUUAAAAUGCUGAUUUUGCGGCCGACAAUCAUUUCAAGGACUUCCUUUGACGAUGAGAAACUUGAGUAUAUAAGUAGGGCUAGGGUUUCGAAGGAUGCUAAGUUGUACAAGUAUGUGGUGACACUAAUAGGGAUUUCUCGUGUGGACACGAUUCGUGAAAAGGUCUUGAAUCUAGCAAAGUUUGGUUUUUCGGAUGAUGAGAUACUUGCUCUUUUUGGGAGGUCUCCUAAUAUUUUGACAUUGUCGACCGAUAAGGUUCAGAGGAACAUGACUUUCAUUUUAGGUACAAUGAAGCUUGAAGCUAAGACGAUCUUAAAGUACCCGAAUCUCUUGUUCGCAAAUAUGGAGACUGUUUUGAAGCCAAGAGGGCUUCUAGCAAUGAAGAUACAAGAUAUGGAUUCCAAGUUGAAAAUACCCUCAAUACAUAAGGCAUUGAGGAUGUCAGAGGAGAGGUUUUUAAAAUUGUUUGUUGAAUGUCAUGACAAGGAAAUAGCUGAUGAAUUAAUGGAGUUUUAUAAAAGGACAAAAGAGGUUAAAAGAUUAGCAGCUUCAUCAAAGACUUGUACUUCUAGAGGUUUCCCUUUUUGAACUACAUUUCUAUGCUUUGAGAUAAGUUUAGAGCUGAAGUAGAUUUCUGUUUUGUGGUUAUUAUUUUUCUGACGCUUCGUAUUAGCUUUCUCUGUCUGUCUAAAUCUUAAUGGAGAUUUUUCCUGUCAGUUUUUGUAACAGCCUGACAGGUGAGCGGCUAAGUUUUGAAGUGAGGAAAUAAUUUAUAUUCAUAUUGAUGUAAAAUAAAUGCUGAAUAUUCUUACAAAUGACAAUGCACUAAUCCUUAUUUAUGCUUAUAUUAUGCUCCUGUUGAUCUAUGUCAUAGAGAUUCGACAAAGUUUUACGUUGACAGUCGAUUGUCUUUCACAACCCUCUCCUUUUAUUCCAGCUAUACAUUACAAUGCUAACAUAGACGAGAUUCCAAUGAGGUUGGUCUAGAUGAAGCAUGUGACGCACCCAAACUCUUUAGUGAGAGGUUCUUGGUUUGAUAUUUUGUGAAAAAUAAACCUCUCUCAGAGAAGUCAUACUCUUGUUGCUCUGUCUGUCUUGAACAUGAUUGUCUCUAGUAGCAGUGCACCUGUGAAUUUCAUCAAGAAAAGAGAGAACGGUGAAAUGCUAACACAAUAUAUGGUAGAAUAUGAUGAGUUGAUAUAUUUCAGACAUUGUAACAUUCAUAAACAACUUAAAUGUCUGUAUAUGGAAGCAAAAAUGGUUUACACAUUAUGCAUCAAGGAAGGUUGACUGUUUGACAUUUUCUUUCUGUUAUUUUAUAUUCCUAUCUGUCAACUUAAAGGUGAAAAAUUGUUUCCUCUGAAGGAACUGAAAGAUAUCAUUAACAAGGUUCUUAUGGGCUAUGGUUGCAACCUGGUUCUUUUUCGUAUGGACCACAAUUUGAGGCUUUAGGUGAUGUUGUAUGCUUCACUUGCAUAUAAAUUCAUGAGGUGCAGUCUUUGUGUAUGGCAAAAUUUGCAUGUUUGAUUGUUUAUCUUGAAUGAUAAAUUUUUGGUUCCGUGCUUGCGUUAUUCUUGGUUCAUAUUUGUAUGAAACUAAGGACCUGUUUGUGCUUAUGUUUUUCUUUUUCUUCAUUAUUGUUAUUUUUUCUGUUUUAGUUAUGAGCUCAUUCUACACUGAAUUUGAUAUUUGAGUAUUAAAGCAAUCUCUAAUUUUUAAUAAUCUUACUUUUUUUCAACCAGAGAAAAUUUACUGGUUAAAUAAAAAUCCCUCUUCUGGCAUUGAGUUAUUUCUUUAUUUUGGUUAUGAAUGCAUGAAACCGUAAUUAGAGUGGUCAAAGUCAAUGUCAUGCAUUGAAAUUGCAAAUCCAUUCUUAGUGUGUUUUU
This is a messenger RNA of Vicia villosa (hairy vetch), 2541 nucleotides long. RefSeq names its product transcription termination factor MTERF2, chloroplastic-like. The transcript has a single exon. Gene Ontology annotation, cellular component: chloroplast. Gene Ontology annotation, biological process: regulation of DNA-templated transcription; chloroplast organization. The coding region runs from base 131 to 1243 and encodes 370 amino acids. Gene Ontology annotation, molecular function: double-stranded DNA binding. The record is from RefSeq and is a predicted model, not a curated record. Lineage: Eukaryota; Viridiplantae; Streptophyta; Magnoliopsida; Fabales; Fabaceae.